GGGGUGGGGAGUAGGAGCAGGAUGAAUGCCGAGGAUUGGGAAAUGGGCCACUUGUACAUGGCUAGGACCUUUCAUGCCACCACGCCGUCGCCGCCACUUGCGAGAUGGCCUCUCAGCUGGAGCUAUCAAGCUCUCAAGUUCACAGAUUGGUUCUACGCCAAGCACACCGGAAUGGACACGGUCGUCUACGUCCGCUUCCUUCGGGCUUGCACUUGGUGGCUGCUCUUGCAGACUCUGACCACCGCUCCCAUCCUCCUGGCCAUCCACUUCAACUUCUCGAAAGGCAUUCCUCUGACGGACAUGUCAAGAGCUUCCUUGUCAUGGCUGGUCACUACCCCAAAGGACCCGAAGCAGUGUCAGAGCAACGCCGCUACUUGCGAACGCGAACCCAACCCACAAGGAAGGAAGCUGCUCUGGAUCCAUCUGUGCCUGCUGUGGUGGAUCUCAUGCACAUGGUGCUAUGCGCUUUGGUGGAUCGGAAGGGGCAGUCUUCAGAUUCGACGACGUCUCAUCGAUGAUCUCCGCAAGCGGAAAGCGGAAGAGAAGGAGAAAUCAGUAGCAGAAGCCAGCUCGCGCAAUCAGCAUUUCCAAGAGGACACUCAGCAUCCACCCCAGCUGCGGAGCGAAGUGGAUCAGACGCACGAACCGUCGGUAUUCAAGAACGUUGCUGAAGCUCAGGGACUCACGCCCCCGGCAGACGACGGCGAAGGCUGGCGACAACGAACACUGAUGGUGAUGAAUCUGCCCGUAACGAUGCGCGACGAGGCUUCCGUUCGGCGAUACUUCGAGGAAUUCUUGCGCCCAGACGACGGCAGUAUUCUGAGCAUCGAGGAUCAGCUCGAACGCACUUCUGAAAAUAGGAGAGAGGCGAACACCUCGGAGGCGUCCGAUGCGCCCCUCAAUGGGGAGCCGGUAGAAGGUGAAGGGACCACGCGCGGUAUCCCGCAAUCGGCGAGCGAUUUCUACGCUUCUCGCAACAUGCGCUCCCCGGUGCAGACAGUCGUCCUGGUGCGCAAGAUGAACGAGCUGUCCAGUAUGUUGCAACGCAGGCAAGACAUCUUGUCCCAGCUUGAGGCGGCCCACAUCAAGCUUGCCCAGAACGCGAUGCAGGCUGUGGGCAAGACGACGCAAAAGAUUCGCAAGGAUCGACGUCGAGAUGAAAAGAAUCGUAGGAAAGCUCCCGUAGAUGCGAAGAAUGAUCCUUCACCGGAUGCUCGUGGAGGAGAUGGCCAAGAUGACGGGCCCCCUGCCCUAGUCGCCGACAUAGAGAAGCAAGCAGUCGGAGAGGGCAGAACAGAACAGCAACGGGCUGUGGAGCUUGCACAUCGACUUGCGUCCUUCUCGCCAGCCAACAAGGGUAUGCACACCCGCGUGCGAGAUAUGGCAGGCUUGCAGAUCGAAGCUGGAGAGGGCGCGCGCGAAGAGAAGGACGGCAUGCCAGAGACUGUCUGGGAGGCCCUCGCUGACGUUCCGAGGGAAUUGCUUGAUCCUUACCAACCUUUGACCCGCCUCAGCGCUCUUUUUCGGGGGCAGACAGUUCCCACCAUCGACUAUCUCCUCACCAAACUCAAUUUGCUCACAGCCCUUGUGACCGAGAUGCGCGCCCGACCGCCCACUAGUUACGAACCUACAUCAACUGCUUUCGUCACGUUCCGCGAUCCCCGGCAAGCUAGGAUGGUCUGGCGCGAGCUCAAGACACAAAUCGUCAUCAAGGUUCGGAUGGCCCCCGAAGUCAAGGAUCUGGAUUGGGAGAGGCUUAUGCGUACCUCCUUCACCGGAGACUUGGUGCGAGGUCUCGGUGUCAACGCGUUCUUCUGGGGCUUCACCAUCUUCUGGGUCAUUCCAAUCAACUUGUUGACCACUGGUCUCUUCAGCGUGCAAAACAUCGAGCUGGUCGUUCCCGGCCUGCGUCAAUUCUUCGACGCCAACCCUCACUUCAAGGGUUUCGUCACAGUCACGCUACCCACCGUCAUCGUCUCGCUCAUCACUAUGGCAGUACCCGAGCUGAUCUUCCAAAUCUCGAAGCGAGCUCAAGGCUUCGUCACGUUCAGCACGCUGUACGACCAAUGUCUGUGUCGAUACUGGAAGUUCAUCAUCUGCAACGUCGUCAUCUUCUUCUGCAUCGGUGUUACGGCCGUUCAGACCAUCCUUCAACAGGUUGACAAGACUUCGCAAGUCCUAGACACCAUCGCUUUCAGCUUUCCCACCGCUGCACCCUUCUUCGUCAGUUAUCUCAUUCUGGGUAUGGCCCUGCACACAGGCUUCGAGUUGCUCGGCUUCAUGGUACCUCUCAUCCAGCACUUGGGUGCACGAAAGGCGCCGACGCCACGAGUCAGAGCUCUGAAGACGCUUCCACGCAACUUCAAUAGGUACUACUGGCUCCCCUUCCACAUCCUCAUCAUGACCAUCGUCUUCAUCUUUGGCGUUCUAAACCCGCUCGUCAUCCCCUUCGCCCUGAUCUACAUCUUCGUUGCGAUGAUCGUCUUCAAAAAGAAUUUCGCCUUCACCUAUUUCCGGCGCUUCAACGAGAUGCAAGGAGAGAUCUACUAUGCGCGCCUCUUGCGUUUCAGUUUGGACGGCCUGACGACGGCGCAAGCUGUCAUCGUCAUCUUCUUCUCCGUCACCAAACAGGAAGCCGUGUACAUUGGCAUGACUGCCGUGCUCAUCCCGCUCACGGUGGCGCUCAAGUUGCUCGCUACCCGUCUUUGGAAGUCCCAAUGCCGCGCUGUAGAAGAUGACGAGGCGAACGCCCUUUGCGGAAUCGGCGAGAAUACGCCUCUCACGCAGAGCGGACAAAGGGACUGGACCGAUGUGGAGCUCAGAGGCUCGCAAGACGCUGCGUCACGCAUGCCGCUGGAUGCUAGAGCUAGCGGCAGAUUCCCAGCGGUUCACGAAGCGCCCGCCACAGGCUCCGCUCUCUUCCGCUACUGGGCGCGCAUACACGACUCAUUCAACGCCAAUGGACGAGACAGGCCCAGCUAUAUUGCUAGCAUGCAUGCAAAGGGCGAGCGAUUGGACAAGCCCGUUUUGUCAGGUGCCAAACUGGUCGCCAAGGCUCCCAAGCAUGCGUUCAAGUCAGCUGCGGAUGCCGCAAGGCACCGCGGACAGUCAGCGAAGGCUCAGAUCGAAUACGCUAGGCAAAAGCCAGGAAGUGAAUUGGACCUGGCGGAAAGAGCGGACCCUGCUCAAAUUCUGGCUGAACAGGGGCAGGCUGCUCGUCAGCAACGACGCAAGAACAAUGUAUCGGGGGCUUCGUUGCGUCGUGGUAGGAGCCAUAGGAGCGCGCUCAGCGACGAAGCUCCGUUCUUGUCGGGCAUUGACGCCGUGAACAAUCAUGCGCCUGUGGUAAUGGACGACGAAGAGCAAGACUUCGAAGACGGAGAGCCGGAGCUCGAGCCUUACAGAACGACGCCUCAUCGAGGCCGUUCGCAACGCCGCAGACCUUCCGGUUCAUACAGCACGAGCAUCAUCAAAGCCAACCCUGCCCCCGGAGUCUUUACAGACAGCCCCAGCGGUCGAGGCGAAUUUGGCGCUCUGCAUGCCAAGACCAGCAGCAGCUCUGGCGGAAACGAUUUCGCACCUGCCGUGAAUGAAAAGGCAGGCGUCGGGCGCUUUCAGCGCAUGCUCACUGCUUUGGGAGACUCUGGCUUCACCUCCGAUGGUACCGGCCAAGCCCAGAAGGCAGACGAGCUCUCGGACGAUGAGGAAGGAGAGGCCGAUGAUGGCGCUCUUGUGCGUCCCCACGGCAAGUUGCGCUGGGACGACACGCCCAAUAAUCUGGCACGGUACAACAACCCAUUCUACUCUCGUGAGCUCGAUCCGUUCCUUUGGCUUCCUCGCGAUCCUCUGGCUCCUGUGGACCUCUUCGACACUAUCGAGUGGUACGGCGCUGCUCUUGUCAGCUCUCAAGGAGGUCCGGGACAUGUGGGCGAGUGGGACGAAGAUGAAGAGGAGGAUGACCUGCCGUUGCUUGACAAGGACGGCGCCGUCAUUUCGCCUAGCGGCUAUGGUGAUGUUGGUGUGGCUGAGCUUCACGGCGACGAAGAGAUCUUCGUGACUGGCACGCUCGCGCAUCGCUUGCAAGAGGCCGAAGAUGCCGAGGUGGUUGUCGAUGUUGCUGCGAGCUUGCCGCGCAACGUCAUGGACGAGUAUCAGCGCGCCAUUCGCCGAGGCACAGCUUCAGAAAUCGACGGAGGUGACGAUUCUGCUAGCCAGCGCAGCGGAUCGCCCUUGACGGGUCGUAGGGCGUCCAUGGCCCUGAGUGGAGUCAGCAUCCCGAUCAGAUCACCAUCUCUGCGAGCAAGGCAAGCACAGCAUCUCGAUGCACACUACGAAGGGCAAGAUCCAGCUCGACUCAGUCCGAACAUCCAACGAAAAGUCACUGGCAACACGAUCCCUCCCCUGGACCUCGAACCGCCUGCUAUACCUUCGCCGACAGCCAUCGGCAAGAUGCCCACCACCUCCUCGCCUUUGGACAUUCAGGACGACGCUCAACAACAGAAGCAGGCCGCUGCUGAGGGCGCUGGAGUCGCUCAUCCCACCGUCUCCUUUGAUCCGACGGCAGCCGCACCUUCUCAUGCAAGACACGGCACCUUGGGCCUUGGAGCUGCUGAAGGCGCUCGUCAUGGGACGCAUCCUCGCCGUGCGAGCAUGCGCAGCGGCGCCGACAGCGUCCUGUCCGCGGGCUCGCGUACCGUCACGAUGCGACAAGCCUUGCGUGCCGAAAUCCUUGAGGAAGAGCGUCGUCGCGUGCUUGGAGAGAAAUUGUUGGCGCGCAAGAAGCGUACUUCCAAGCGGAAGGGAACCGCAGACACUGCGCGCCAUGAAGAGGCGAACGAUGCGGAAGACGCCAUGGAGAGAAUGGCAGACGAUUCAUCACACCUUCCCUCUGACACCAUCAUGGGCAGACAUGAGAGGGCUGUGCGCAGGCAACAAGCGAUGAGCGAGUCUGGCGAAGGCGGAGUGGGCAUGAGCCUGAGCCCGUCUGAGCGGCGCAACAUGUCGCUCUCUCAAGGUAGCGCUCGGCCUGAUCGAUCGCCAAGUCUUGCACCUCGCUUCGCGCUCAGAGACUUCAGUUUCAGCAGAGACAAGAGUCCACAAGCACAGCGUUCUGGAAGCAUCCUCUCGCGAGACAGUCCUGCACGUCAAGCCAGCGUUUCGCGUGGAGGUGCCACUCUGACUGCGGGUCGCUCGACUGGCGGCCUUCCCGUGCGCAGGCCCACCUCUUCGCAGAGUGCAGCAGCAGCAGGAGCAGCCGCACAAGCUGUGCCCAUGCAGCAACUUGGUCCAGGUCGCUUAGCCCUCGUCACAGCGCCCGCUGCAACUUUGGGCGCGGAACUCAACAACAAUGAACGAUAUGGACAGCUAAGUGCUAGUCCGGUAGAAAGCUUGCCUCGGGGCGGAUCUGUGCCAGUGACUCCUGACGUGCCAAGCAUCGAGGUUCGCUCUCCCCACUCUUCCGAACCACCUGCAUGAAAUGAAGACUCACGACUCAAUCAUGCAGAUUCACGAUGCAACCAUCGCCCUAGCGAUUCAUUGACGAUGGCACAAUUUCCCCUCUUCUCGUCCAUGACUGCAAUAUCAUACCAGCUACGAUACCCCUUUUGAUGCACGAAUCGCAAACGUGAUUGCGCGCCUCUCUUGCUUCAUAGCAGUCGAAACUUGUUCUUCACGUCUGUGCAGUCAUCGUUUGGCUCCCUGCAAGCUCCUUGCCUGGCUAAUACAACGAAUGUGG
Messenger RNA from Ceraceosorus guamensis, 5734 nucleotides. RefSeq lists its product as hypothetical. Gene Ontology annotation, molecular function: calcium-activated cation channel activity. Gene Ontology annotation, cellular component: plasma membrane. The transcript is spliced from 3 exons. The coding region runs from base 22 to 5475 and encodes 1817 amino acids. Lineage: Eukaryota; Fungi; Basidiomycota; Exobasidiomycetes; Ceraceosorales; Ceraceosoraceae. The record is from RefSeq and is a predicted model, not a curated record.